AUGAUUGCUGAGAAACCUCUCUGGGUUAGGCAUGAGGGCAUGCAGAUUUUCUCCAUUGAUGUUCAACCAUGUGGGCUUAGGUUUGCUACUGGUGGUGGUGACCACAAGGUUCGGAUAUGGAAUAUGAAGUGUGUUUCAAAUGACAAGACAAAAGACGAUUCUUCUCAGAAGCUUCUUGCAACCCUGCGGGAUCAUUUUGGGUCUGUCAACUGUGUAAGGUGGGCUAAGCAUGGAAGGUAUGUCGCGUCUGGCUCAGAUGACCAGGUCAUAUUAAUUCAUGAGAGGAAGCCUGGCUCGGGUACCACAGAAUUCGGCAGUGGAGAGCCACCGGAUAUUGAAAACUGGAAAGUUGCAAUGACAUUGAGAGGGCACACUGCAGAUGUGGUGGAUCUUAAUUGGUCUCCUGAUGAUUCGACAUUAGCUAGUGGGAGUUUGGACAACACUAUUCAUAUAUGGAAUAUGCGUAAUGGCAUUUGCACUACUGUUCUAAGGGGCCACUCUAGCCUGGUUAAGGGUGUUGCUUGGGAUCCUAUUGGAUCUUUUAUAGCAAGUCAAUCUGAUGAUAAGACCGUCAUUAUCUGGAAAACUAGUGAUUGGAGUCUUGCUCAUAGAACAGAUGGUCACUGGGCCAAAUCACUUGGAUCAACCUUCUUCAGGCGACUUGGAUGGUCUCCUUGUGGUCAUUUUAUCACCACUACUCACGGUUUCCAAAAGCCAAGGCAUUCUGCCCCUGUGCUUGAGAGAGGGGAAUGGUCUGCAACAUUUGACUUCUUAGGACACAAUGCUCCAAUUAUUGUGGUCAAGUUCAACCAUUCAAUGUUCAAAAAGUAUUUGUCUAAUGCUGAGGAAGUGAAGCCUAUGCGUGUUGGGUGGUCCAAUGGUGCCAACAAGACUGGUGGAAGCAAAGAGCCACAGCCAUACAAUGUUAUUGCCAUUGGAAGUCAGGAUCGAACUAUAACCGUAUGGACUACUUCAAGUCCUCGUCCUCUUUUUGUCGCCAAGCAUUUUUUUACUCAAAGUGUUGUUGAUUUAUCAUGGAGCCCUGAUGGAUAUUCACUUUUUGCCUGUUCCUUGGAUGGAUCUGUUGCUGCAUUUCAUUUUGAUGCAAAAGAACUAGGCCAGAGACUCAGUGAUGCAGAGCUAGAUGAGUUGAAAAGAAGUCGCUAUGGUGAUGUGAGAGGUCGUCAAGCAAACUUAGCAGAGUCUCCAGCCCAGUUAUUGCUAGAAGCAGCUUCUACCAAGCAUACACCAAGUAAAAAAGUGGUUUCGAAUCAGCUAAACCAAACAAUUGCAAAAGCAUAUGUAGAUACACGCGUUGGUGCAAAGAAUGUGGAGCCUCAAGUUGAUCAUAAUAAGAAGAGUGGAGGUCCUAGUAGUGACGCGUUAAACAAAAUUACAACAACUGCACGGAUUUCUAGCCCUGUCAAGCAAAGGGAAUAUAGACGUCCUGAUGGAAGGAAAAGAAUUAUUCCAGAAGCAGUUGGAGUACCUGUUCAGCAAGAAAAUAUUUCUGGUGCAGUUCAAUCUCAAGCACUUGAUUUCCCUCUUGUGUCUUCUAAUCAUCAAAUGGUUAGCAAUGGAGUUGUAUCUAUUGAUGAUGGUGUAAGAGCAACUACCUUGGGUGGAGCGCUUGGCAGGAAUUCAGAUAUAAAAGAACGUUCAGGAGUUACUGCUAGGGCUACGAUUUCUGACAGCCUGGUGAUAGAGAAGGUUCUGGGUUCUUCUGGAAGAGAUGGAGUCAUCAAUGUUGAGCAGUUCGGAAGUUCAACGACUACUGGUUCUCAUGCCACUCUUUCCAUUAGGAUAUUUGACAAGAAAGGUGGGGAGGAUACUUUACCUAUUUGUUUGGAAGCACGGCCUAGAGAACAUGCUGUGAAUGACACUGUAGGGGCUGUAAAUGCAUCCAUGAUGAGAGAAACAGAAAUUGCUUGCACAAGAGGAACUCAAUCACUUUGGUCUGAUAGGAUAUCAGGAAAAGUCACAGUUUUAGCCGGAAAUGCAAAUUUUGUUGCGGUUGGUUGUGAGGAUGGAUGUCUCCAGAUUUACACAAAGUGUGGGAGACGAGCAAUGCCUACCAUGAUGAUGGGAUCUGCAGCAAUAUUCAUAGACUGUGAUGAAAGUUGGAAAUUGUUGCUGGUGACAAGAAAAGGGUCCGUGUAUUUAUGGGAUUUGUUCAACCGAACCUGUCUCCUUCAAGACUCGUUGGCUUCUCUUGUUGCUUCAAGUCCUAGUUCAGCUGCUAAAGAUACCGGCACUAUCAAAGUUAUAUCUGCAAAGCUAUCAAAAUCUGGUUCUCCUCUUGUUGUUUUGGCCACUCGUCAUGCUUUCGUAUUCGACAUGAGUUUCAAGUGUUGGUUAAGAGUUGCUGAUGACUGCUUCCCUGCAUCAAAUUUCGCCAGCUCUUGGAGUUUGGGCUCCAUUCGAAGUGGUGAAUUGGCUGCUUUGCAGGUUGAUGUUAAAAAAUAUUUGGCCCGGAAGCCAGGUUGGACCAGAAUGACUGAUGAUGGAGUGCAGACACGUGCUCAUUUGGAAGCUCAGUUGGCUUCUUCUUUGGCUUUGGGAUCCCCCAAUGAAUAUCGCCAAUGCCUAUUGUCGUAUGUACGCUUUCUUGCAAGAGAAGCGGAUGAAUCUCGAUUACGAGAAGUCUGUGAGAGUUUCCUUGGACCUCCAACAGGCAUGACUGAAGGAGCAUCGUCGGAUAAGAAUUUGGCAUGGGAUCCUGUGGUGCUUGGAAUGAGGAAACACAAGCUCCUUAUCGAAGACAUUCUUCCAGCCAUGGCAUCAAAUAGGAAAGUCCAGAGACUGCUGAACGAAUUCAUGGAUCUUGUAUCCGAAUACGAAAUUGCUGAUGCUAAUCAUGAUCAAAGAAAUCCAAUUUUACUCAAGACAUCUUCACCUAUCACCAAUCUAAAAGAGAGCGGUCCAUUAUCGACAUAUGUAAAGGAUACUCCCAAGGAUGCAAUAUACAGCAAGGAAAACAAUGCUUGGGCGGCAAAGAGUCGCACAAAUGAAGCAAGUGAAAAUGAUCAAAUUGUUCAAGAUACACCAGAUCAGUAA
This is a messenger RNA of Lathyrus sativus (Indian pea), 3057 nucleotides long. The record is from the annotation of a GenBank genome assembly. Lineage: Eukaryota; Viridiplantae; Streptophyta; Magnoliopsida; Fabales; Fabaceae.